Messenger RNA from Acaulospora colombiana, 549 nucleotides. NCBI's taxonomy places the organism in Eukaryota, Fungi, Glomeromycota, Glomeromycetes, Diversisporales, Acaulosporaceae. The record is from the annotation of a GenBank genome assembly.
AUGGAUUUAUUACAAUUGAUAGGUGAAGAUAGAUUGCCGUCGACGUUCGAGAGUUCAAGUUGUGAAUUGGGACGUUUGCGAGACACUGGCUCUCAUCCCCAAUACUCAGGGACACCAAACACCAGCCUGAAUCGACGAUACGUGAACCAGACCUCCUCCACAACCUAUAUUAUUUGCUCCAUGUACACGUGUGUGCAGAAAGGCACGCGCAGAAUGGCGAUACUAUUGGAAGCUCAGCUAUUGGAUCAUAACCUGUGGGCAGUUUGCACGACUGACAGGAAUCAAUCCCUUCAAGCUGAAUGUCAUCAUUUUCAUUAUGAAAAGCAUCCCUACAGUCCAGUUAAAGCCGUGAUUUACAUACUCUGGCUCAGCCAACUGUGUGGCUGCCUCGAGGCUCUCAUGAACUUGCAGUCUACCGAAUCCCUACGCGACCUUUCUCAUCGGACAAUGGGGAGACAAGGGUCACAGCUGUCUCUCAAUCGCACUUCUGUUGCUUUACAUCAUCCAAAGUUAACGCUGAUCACUCAUUCUACUCGGAGAGGUCCAUGA